Monascus purpureus is the source of this 948-nucleotide messenger RNA. The record is from the annotation of a GenBank genome assembly. NCBI's taxonomy places the organism in Eukaryota, Fungi, Ascomycota, Eurotiomycetes, Eurotiales, Aspergillaceae.
AUGUGGCUAUACAGUCCUUCCGCGGAGCCUAUGGACCUUCGUCCGUAUCAUGACGGGUUAGGGCAGGAAAGCUUUGAUGACCAGUUGGAUGCUCCGCAGGUCACUUACGAGGACUGGGAACCUGACAAAGGCUCACUGUAUGGAAUUGCAAAAACGAAUGAGAUCUAUCUGUAUGCAUUCGAGGGCACACCUACUUCGUAUACAUUAUCCAGGCUGGUAGGCUCGAUGCGCAGUCCACCCUUCCUCAUUGCAGAACAAGAUUACACACACCAAACGAAAGCAUUCGGGACAUACUGGCCCCCUCAAUCCAAAAAAAGCAGUAUCUCUGUCGACCAGAUCGAAAAAAAUCUAGAUUUCCUAUUUACCUUCUACAAAAACCAAAUAGCCCAACGCCGGUGGUAUGGCUUCUGGGGCCACGGAGACAUCAUGUACACAUACGACUCAGACCGUCACACCUGGCGCUACGACAUAGGAGGAUACGCAUGGGACAACUCUGAGCUCUCUCCCGAUCUAUGGCUAUGGCUGUACUUCCUCCGUACGCACCGUGAAGACGUCUUCCGACUCGCCGAGAAUCUAACACGACAUACAUCGGAGGUCGAUAUGUAUCAUCUCGGACCGCUCAAGGGUCUCGGGACUAGACAUGGAAUCCAGCAUUGGAGCGAUAGCUGCAAGCAAGUCCGUGUCUCAAAUGCAAUUUACCGGAAAUAUUUCUACUACCUCACCGGCGGAGACGAGCGGACGGGGGAAACCAUGCGAGAAGCACUAGCAGGAGAGAACACAUUUCGCAUUCUCGAUCCGUAUAGAAAGGUUCGAAAGGACCGAUCAUCAUAUUCACAACCCGGAACAGGGGGUCCUGGUAUCCCUUGGCACGGAUUGGUCCGCACUUGCGUCGGCAUGGAUGAUAGAAUGGGAGAGGAGGGGGCCAGAGUGGGAACGCAAACGGGAUAA